Microbotryum saponariae is the source of this 776-nucleotide messenger RNA. Lineage: Eukaryota; Fungi; Basidiomycota; Microbotryomycetes; Microbotryales; Microbotryaceae. The record is from the annotation of a GenBank genome assembly.
AUGGUCAUUUCGCGGCGUAUAGUGGUACUGAUCCUCGCUUGUCGUUGGUGCAACAGGAGCGAACCCUACGAUCCUUAUAUCCCCGGGGCCGGUGGCAACCCUUCGCGUAAGCUUCGAACCCUUGGCACUCCUCGGCGCCCAUCCUAAUCUCCCCUCUCACAACCAUCGAUCCAACACACGACUUUACCUCUUUCAUCAACAGACAACCCGGCAGGCACGCCCGCCGCUUCCGGAUCGUCCAAGACGGCCGCGAUCCAGGCCCAGAUCGACGAUACGGUCGGCAUCAUGCGUGAGAACAUUACCAAGGUUGCCGAACGGGGCGAACGAUUGGACGCGUUGCAGGACAAGACCGGUAGGUGCCCUCGACAUCCUCAAGGUCGUUGUCGCGAGUUGGGGAAGCUGAUUGGGGUUGGAUCGGGCUUUCGGGCGUGCAGACAACUUGGCCCAGUCCGCGCAAGGGUUCAGGAAGGGGGCCAACAGGGUCAGGAAACAAAUGGUCAGUUGCUCAGGGCAGGAGGGUCUUCGUUGGUGUUACAGAUGACUGACGUUGUGCCUUAUCAUGCUCCGUCUCAAGUGGUGGUGCGUGGGAUGCCAGAUCCAGGCCCCCGAAUGAACACCCGCUUUGACGCGUGCUGAUCACAUUUGUCUCGGGGCGCCAAUCGAAAUGCAGGAAGGACAUGAAGAUGCGUCUCUUGAUCGGUGUUGGAAUUGCCGUCCUGGUCGUCAUCAUCGUUGGUACGUCCGCGCCAGAGAGCGUGCACGCUCCUCGGAAGUGA